UCAAAGUCACCCUGUAUAUACAAUUGAUUUUGCUACAAACAGUUAUUGUUUGAUCAUAUAAUACACCAAUAAACGGUCACAGAUGCUGCCGGGAAUUCGCUGACGACCUUGCGAUGAUAGUGACUAGCAAGGAAAUAGAUAUACUUGGCACAGGGAAUCAUGACAAUUAGGUACCAUCUGGAUGGAAGAAAAUGCCUUGACAUCAGCUCCUGAGAAGACAGAAAGAAGUAGUUAUAAUUUCGGGCAGUGACGCUACGUUGUGACUUUAGUUAAUUUAUGUCACUGUCACAUACAGACAUGCCAUAACCUUCAGUUCAAGAACAUCCCAUCAAAAUCUUCGUCGUCGUCGUCGCAUCAAAAACCACAAGAACUAUGUCGAGUGAGGAGCGUCCAAAUCAAAGUAGGUAAAUGGGUACAUAUUUGAGAUGCGGUAUUUGCGGACUAAAGGUACCAGUCGAUCCUCACUGCUGCGUGUGCCCAUUAGGUGACCAUUUCAUACAAGAACAUCCGGAUGCUGGAGUCAAUUUCUACACCAACGAUAAGGAGAUCCAGGACAGGGAAGUACGCAAACGGGUUAACCCAUUGAAACAGCUCUUGGAAAAAUAUCAACGCUUCGAGUGCAGAGGAAAAAUAAGGCAGGCAUACGAAAAAACAUUAUCCAAAUUGAAAUAUCCAUGGGAUGGCACUGUGCAGAAUUUCGACAAUGUAUCAUGUUCCCGAGCGAACUGUCCAGAACUCAACAACAAAACCUACAACGAUCUACACAUCCCAACGUCGUUCAAAACAACAGUCGAAUCUUGGAGCAGCAGUACCUUGAAAGUGAAGUGUCCCAAAUGCUCCGUUACCGACCGGCCGCGUAUCAGAAGACAAAAGAUCAAAGUUGCCACUAGUCCCGUCGGUGCUUUUUGCUUGAACGCCUGUUGGCCCAUCUGCUUCAUGCCAUUCCUCAUGUCCAAGCCCAGCACUUUGGACAUCUACUGCAGACACUGCGGAUUCUUCAUGGGGGAGUACGACAGGGCGACUGGAAGAUUGCUGUGCAGAUGUAAAACAGAAGGAAAGGAACUAAGUGGUGGUUAGCUGGUGAAGUUGUCAUUUGUAUCCCUUAACUAAGUUGCCAUCAAGUAUUAUAUCAUGUCUCUUUUUCAAUUAUAUGCUUUUCCGCACGAGUAAUUACAUAUCAAUUGAUAACUGACCAAAGGCGUCAAAGACUCAAGGCUACACUUACGAUACUUGCGUAGUUCGUUUCAGUAUUUGGUUGUUUACAGGAACCAUUUCCAUAGAUUCAGCUCCCUCACAUAUACCUACGCAAUUUGCCACUGUACGCCCAAGAUUCGUUUUGUUUUAGAGACUCCUGAACAUUAAAAAAAAAAGUUUGAGAGGUUUAAAAUCGAGGGUUGGACGUUGUAGUGAUGAAGAAUGGUAUAUCCCAUUUUGUUGGCAGCAGUAUAUUUAUACUCAUUGUUUGUACCCCA
Messenger RNA from Acanthoscelides obtectus, 1472 nucleotides. NCBI's taxonomy places the organism in Eukaryota, Metazoa, Arthropoda, Insecta, Coleoptera, Chrysomelidae. The record is from the annotation of a GenBank genome assembly.